AGGAGAAUUGGAAGCUGCGAACACGCUCAUCAUUGAACAAUCGAAUACCAUGACUGAUCAACAAUCACUCAUUGAGGAACUUAUGACACAGUUGGACGAACAAGAAAGGGUUUGUCAAAAUCUUCAAAAAGCCAUCGAUACGUUUAAAUCCAAAAACACCCACACUGAUACAGAGGAUGUUAGAAAAGUUUAA
Molecule: messenger RNA, 193 nt
Organism: Acaulospora morrowiae
Lineage: Eukaryota; Fungi; Glomeromycota; Glomeromycetes; Diversisporales; Acaulosporaceae
Source: the annotation of a GenBank genome assembly